Messenger RNA from Drosophila serrata, 1476 nucleotides. RefSeq lists its product as uncharacterized. Lineage: Eukaryota; Metazoa; Arthropoda; Insecta; Diptera; Drosophilidae. The record is from RefSeq and is a predicted model, not a curated record.
CUUCGAGCUCAUUUCAAACCCAGACCGGCACUCAAUAGCACGGACGUGUAGUAACUUCAAUGAUUAAAAUCAUUUAUCCGUAUACAAAUUUGUUCAGUUCAAAAGUUCUUUAUAUUUUUUUAUCGAAAUUUUUCAAGUUGUGUUAAAAAUUAUUUUUUGUUGAAUAUUAUAUAAUUUUAAGGAAUGCCACCCCGCAAAUUCCCGCGGCCUUUCGAACCGGUCAGAAGGAGCGAGAGGAUUCGCGUUCGCAAGGAGGCUGCUCAGGCGGCUGCGGAGGCUCGAGAUGCCGAGUUGGUGGAGCAGCGUGAACGGGGACGAAUGACCAACCUUCCAAGGCUGAGAUAUGAGAGGAACCGUGGAGUCUCUGGAGGAGGUGGCGUAACAAGGAGGACUAGAACUCGACGCCGGAACAUGGCGUACGCAUCAUCUCUCCACAUACAGCAGAUGAGGGCCAUGGAUCUUUUCGGGCGUUUCAUGGACGGCAUUUUUGAAGCUGCCCGUGGAUCCUACACUGGAGUACUUUCGGAGGGGCAAACGACAAAUCCGAUCAGAGAGGAGCAAACAACCCAAUCCCAGGAUGAGACAGAACAGGAGGUCAUCGCCGAAAAUGAUCCAGUAACCGAAGAACUGGACUUGAUCGUCUCGAUGAACUCCAGUGACUCUGACCAGGAUCUUAUUUAAUCCUGUUCCGCUAACCCAGGCAAAUUCACCAAUUGGUUAAUUCGUUAUAUGUUUCGUUACUGAAUUUGUUCUAUGUAAAUGAAAGGGGAGCCCAGGAUACAUAUCACGGAAAUCAGGAAUACGCCAAGAACAUAUGAUUUAUAGAAAAAUGCCACUUCCUUCAUAUAACCUUCUUCCCUUAAUUGACUGAUAGGUUAGGACAUACCAAGGAUACCAGCAGGAUUUGAGUGACAGGAACUUCGGCGCUGACAGACUCGAGUGUGACUCCGGUGACUCUUCACACAUCAUUGACGGAUCAGCGGACAAAUCAAGGCUGCAGCUGCAGCUAGGGGCAAAAACGAUUAACUAUUUAAUAUAUGGUGCAUGCCACAAAGGCGUGUGUUGCCACAAUAAUGCCGAGCAGGACAAUGUGGCGAAAUCGAAAUCCAUCCGAACCUAUUUAGGAGUGGCCACUUGAGGGGACAAUGCGGCAUCAAAGGAUCCUGGCCCAGUGCCUCGCAUCAAAUGAGGCGCGCUUAAUGCGGCUUCAAUGAGUCCUCCUGCACUUCGAUCCGAGGAAACGACCUGAAAAAAUCCGAGUGACAUGCGUAUCCCGCAAAUUGUCCUGCGGCCUCCUUUAUGACCCGGCAACAACAUCCUUCGGCGGGGUGGGUCAGCGUGGAAAAUGCCCGCAAACAAUGGCACGGAUUCGCAUUUAUUUCUUAACCCAAAAACUGUGUAUACUCUGCCAGUUACCCAAAGGAUCAUGGGCUCGAAUUUGAAAUAAAUCGAAAGCCAAAGAUGCGUUAAUAUCAA